UUUCUGGGAAAUAAUAAAAAACUGGGAGAAAUAAGAGACUGGGAAAGGGAAGAUAAACACGACAAUCAUUGAAUCGAACAAAAAAAUAUGUAAAAAACAAAUUUAUUUAAUUUAAUUUUGAACAGAGAAUUUAAUCAAACGCUACUACAGAGAACAACAAUAAAUUAGAGGGAAAGAGUCGGUGAAUUCAAUUACCUCUUUCUAUAAGUCUGCCUUUCCAUCUCCUACCAAAGUCACCCUUCUCUUUCCCUCUCAAAAAAUAUCAAAGAAGAAAUUGGAGUUCCACCCAAUCGAACCUUACCCAUUUUGCAUUUUCUCAUUUAGUUUGUGUUUUCUAACUUUAUUGGUCUAAUGGGGUUCUCUUUUUGAGUCAAUCAAAGCCACAGGAAGAGAGAAUCCCCUGAAAUUCAACAACCAUGGAAGGUGUUGUCCUUUCCUCAGUUCAUACACCAUAGCAUGAUUUCUACAGCUUCUUUAUUUUUCUUUUGUACCUGAUAUAUCCCUAUCCGUACAUCACUGUUUCAACUCAAUGGCUUGAUUUUCUAGAACAACCCUAGCAGCUAUAGGGAAACUUAUACGUGCCAUUUGGUGUCUUUACUCUUUACUUGUAUAUGUUCAUUUUUUAUUUUGUCUUGUAAAAAAAAUAAUCAAUGUUCAGAAUCAAGUGAAGUGCAUUUUGGAGAGAAUAGAGUUUCUCCAGAGAAGAAUUUGAAAAGGACAGUCAAGACACCAGCCCAGGUUGUUGCUUUGGAGAACUUUUAUAAUGAGCACAAAUAUCCCACAGAGGAAAUGAAAUCAGAACUUGCAGACCAAAUAGGGUUGACAGAAAAGCAAAUAUCUAGCUGGUUUUGCCACAGAAGGCUAAAAGACAAAAGAUUGAGAGAUGAAGUAUGCACUAAUGGACGACAAGAUCGAUCUAGCGGUAUUAUUCAGGAUCGAGGGAGUGGGUUGAGGCAAGAUUCAUGUGGCAGUACCAAACAAGGUGAUUAUAGGAAUCUUGAUCCAAGGGAAGUUGAAAGCCAGAGACUUUAUGGUCGAGAUUUUCAUCCUGCUGAUCUAACCUAUGACCGCACGAGUCGCUAUACAGGGAAUGUUACCGGCAUUGAUAAUAUAUCUUCAGGAAGUAGCUCAUCGUUGCAAGAUAAGUUUGUUUGUCAAAGAGAGGAUCCUUAUGACGCAGAAACCUCAAAGUACCUAGCACAGAAUGGAGCUGCCAUGCCAUUAAUUCCCAAGGGUACUGAUAGUUUUGGGUAUAAACCAUCAGGAUAUUUGAAAGUGAAGGGUGAAAUUGAGAAUGCUGCUAUUACUGCUGUCAAGAUGCAAUUGGGCAGGCAUUAUAAGGAGGAUGGUCCACCACUAGGUGUUGAAUUCCAGCCACUUCCUCCUGGUGCUUUUGCAUCCCCAAGUAGAGAUCCAGUCAAUGGACCUAUCUAUGUGGGAGAUCUUGCUCAGAUGUGUUCUCCUGAUGUUUCUGGGGUUCGAAAGCAAUCCAGUCUUGGCGCUAGAUAUGAAGUAUAUAGCACCAAGAUGAGUUCUCAUGAUUCGUAUACAGAGGGAGCAAAUUGUAAUCCCGAGCCCUCUGAUUCUCAUGAUAGAAAAUCUCAUCACCAUCUAGAACAGAAGCCUACCUAUAAUGGUUCCAAUUCUAAUGCUGGUGGGAACUCUGCCAUGGAUAUGCCCGAUGAUCUUGCUGGUGAAACAUCAGCCUAUGUAAACAAAAGACAUUAUAGGAUGAGCUCUAAGCAUGGUUUUGAGGGGAGAAGAUCAGAUUCUCUUUCAACCUAUCUUGGUCCCAGUGGUAGGAGAGUUAAUAGUGAAAAGACAGAAGCUUGGUUGCAUGACUGUGAUAAUGGCAAUCCUAAGAUAGUUCAAAGGAAUAAUUACACGUCUAAGCAUCCGCACUUGAUGCGUGGAUCUGGAAAAUCUCUUGAUACAGAGGAGAGAGCACGGUGUACGAUCAUUGAAAAGGAGGACAAACUUCAUGGAGAAAUGAAAAGAAUGAAAGGCUCUCACGACCCAGUUCGAGUAACGAGGCAUCCAACAGAUGAAACAACUGUUGCAAAAAGAUUCAGAGUUGACUUUCCACAGCAAGAACAUGUGGCAAAAGCAUCAUUUUCUGAAAUACGUCGAAGGACAAAUCUGACUAAACGGCCUGCCAUGGAGAGGCCAUCUAGUUUCAGCGAGGAUGAAACUCCAGAAACCAGUUCUUCGGCAGAAUGAGAAACUGACAAAUAAUGGAUUCAGGUGGUAUAAUGGUUCGUGAGAUCACCUCUCAAAAAGACAGCGAUUACCCAUUCACCUGAUGAAGAUUGUACAAGGCUGUACAGUUUGAGAGAAUGUAUUUCUUUUGUUAGUGAUGCUCCUUUGCUACGUGGAAAGAAGUUUAGUUCAUCGUGGCAGCCAAUUGCUUUUGCCCCUAAUGUCGUCAAGUGUGUACUUUGUAGUUUGUACAAAUUUUGCCCUCGAUGUUAAAAUUCUUUCUGGAGAUAUUCUUGAUUUCUGAUUGUAAAUCAGAUUAGGCAGGGACCCUUUAGCAAUGGGAGUCCAGACAAUGUUGAUGGCAUCAUGCGACAGCACAGCAUGCCCGUAGUGCUUUUUGUAAAGGCAAAUGAUAGCAAGACUGCUAUAAAGCUGUUUUCUACUUUCUAUCAA
Molecule: messenger RNA, 2652 nt
Organism: Populus nigra (black poplar)
Lineage: Eukaryota; Viridiplantae; Streptophyta; Magnoliopsida; Malpighiales; Salicaceae
Exons: 8
Coding region: 790-2220 (476 amino acids)
Biological process (GO): regulation of DNA-templated transcription
Molecular function (GO): DNA binding; DNA-binding transcription factor activity, RNA polymerase II-specific
Source: RefSeq, a predicted model, not a curated record